Adineta steineri is the source of this 588-nucleotide messenger RNA. NCBI's taxonomy places the organism in Eukaryota, Metazoa, Rotifera, Eurotatoria, Adinetida, Adinetidae. The record is from the annotation of a GenBank genome assembly.
AUGUUUACGAAAUUCGAACUUUUACCCAAUGAAAUUUGCAUCGAAUGUUUUCAAUAUCUAACUCCAGCAGAUAUAUUUUAUUCAUUUGAUCAAUUAAAUUAUCGUUUGCAUACACUAAUACGAAGCAUUCUAUUACAUAUCAACUUCCAAAAUAUUCGGAAAUCAAUAUUUGAUGGAUUUUGUCAUAAAAUAGCAAAAAAUCCUGAAAUCAAAAGUCAAAUAAUUUCAUUACAACUAGCAAAUAAAGAUGCAUGUGAACAGAUUCAAGCCUUUCUUUCAUUAGUUCCACUUAAUGAACUUGUUCAUCUUCGAUCAUUAAUAUUAAUUAAUUUAAAUGCAGAUAUCGCUAAACAAAUUAAAAUAAUGCUACCAUUCUUGACAAAUUUAAGCUACUUCUCUUGUACUAUUACCGACUUCGGUCUCAGUGAUAUCUUAUCAGCGCCACAACAGUACGUUGAUUCCAUGUCCAUUAAACAAGCUACGUCACUUACAUCGAUAAUAAUUUCUAGCUGCGAUGCAAAUGAAUUAUAUCACAUAUUCAAAUAUGCACCAAUGUUAAGAUAUUUAAAAAUUAACCGAUUUUUUUAA